This is a messenger RNA of Apis dorsata (giant honeybee), 2487 nucleotides long. RefSeq names its product UDP-glucuronosyltransferase 1-8-like. Bases 519 to 2093 code for a protein of 524 amino acids. The transcript is spliced from 8 exons. The record is from RefSeq and is a predicted model, not a curated record. Gene Ontology annotation, molecular function: UDP-glycosyltransferase activity. Lineage: Eukaryota; Metazoa; Arthropoda; Insecta; Hymenoptera; Apidae.
AAUUAUUAAAUUCUUACUGGCAUCUUGUACGAAGACGUAGAAUAUUAUUACGCGAUAUAUACGAUGAUGACCUUGAAAAAGAAUCGCCUUUUACAACGCAUUAAGCAAAGCGAUAAGGGAAUAGAUUCUAUGAAAUGCUCCAUAAUCUCUGAAUGACGCCUUUAUGUUUCAUGUGAUGUAUAAAAAUAUCUGUCACUGGCCGAAACGGGGGGAGUUUGCAUUAUUUCUCCGGCAACCCGUGCGAGAAACACGCGACCGAUGCACAAGCGGUUCACUUAUUUAUCGUGGCCCCGAGCAAACUGAUCGUGAAACAUGUUGUGAAUUUUUCACGGGAAGAUCGUUCUCUCCAAUCCUCCCUCUUCCAUCCCUCUUCCGCUCCACCACAUACCCUUUAGAAAUUCCUACAAAAGGCGUAACACCAGCAACCUCGAUUCCCGUUUAAAAAAUUGAAAGACUAUUUUCUCCGUGGUUCUCGAGCGCCUCUCGAAAUACACGUUGGUUGAACGGUGCGAAACAAGAUGUUGUCUCUGCCGUUGGUGCUUUUACUCUUUCGUCAAUUCUCGCCAGCCAUUGGGUUCAACAUUCUCGGAAUUUGUCCCAGCGCGAGCUACAGCCACCAGCAACCCUUUCAAGCAUUGAUGAAAGCUUUGGCGGCCCGUGGACACAACGUUACCAUGAUAUCAACCAUUCCGUCAAAGAAGUCGAUAAAGAAUUACGAGGACGUCGAUUUGUCGUUUUCCUAUCGAAAACGAGAUUGCACCGGUCUAAGGCACAUGGGGGCGUUCACCCUUUUGCACAAGAACAUGCGAGAGGCGAACGAAUUAUGCGAGGAACAACUGUUCAGCACGGCCAUCACGCACCUAAUUUCAAGAAACAAAACCUUCGACGCUGUGAUUAUAGAACAGUUGUGGUACCAGUGCUACUACGCCCUCGUCAAACAUUACAAUUCGCCGGUUCUAAUCGGAUUUUUGAGCGUCGGCAAUCUUCCCUACGUGAUGGACUCGGUUGGGAAUCCGGACGAUCCCCUGUUGAAUCCCGACAUGGCUUAUCCUUUCACCAACAAAAUGAGCCUGAACGAGCGUAUUUGGAAUAUCCUCUACACAACGUGGACCAGGAUAUAUUAUAAAUACUGGCAUUUGCCUAGGGCGCAGAUGAUCGUUAACAAAUGGAUGCCUGACGUUUCGAUCGAGGACAUCGAUAGAAACUUCAGUCUAGUGAUAUUGGGAAACAAUCACGUAUUCGGAUAUCCGAAACCGCUGCUGCCAAAUGUGAUCGAGGUUCAUAGCCUUCAAAUCACGGAGAAAAGCGAAACUUUACCCAAGGACAUUCAAGAAUUCCUAGACAAAGCGGAGCACGGGGCGAUCUAUUUCUCCCUAGGCUCGAAUCUGCAAACUCAUCAGUUGUCAAUCGCCUCUUUGACCGCAUUGUACAAGGCGCUCGGCUCUCUCAAGCAAAGAGUUCUAUGGAAACACGGCGAAGACGUGGCCAUUCAUCCAGCCAACAUCAAAUUUGUGAAGUGGGCACCCCAGCAAGCGAUUCUCGCACAUCCGAAAGUGAUGGCCUACGUGAUGCAAGGUGGAUUGCAGUCAUUGCAGGAGGCAGUGCACUACUCUGUGCCGGUAGUCGCCAUUCCCUUUUUCGGGGAUCAACUUUUCAACGCACGUAAAAUUCUAGAUGCUGGUAUCGGGCUUACGUUGGACAUCGAUACCAUCACCGAAGAAUCCAUCGUGCAAACCCUUACCAAUGUUAUAGAAAAUAAAACAUAUUACUAUAACAUCAAAGCGAUGUCGGAGAUUGUAAAAGAUGAAUUGAUAAAACCAAUGGAUCGUGCUAUUUGGAAUGUGGAACAUGUGAUUAAAUUUUCCAAAUCAAAACAUUUUCGUUAUUACGGUCACGAUAUCCCGUUGAUUGAUUACUAUGGAACAAUAGUAAUCCUUAGCUUGUCUUUAAUUUUGAUAAUAAAAUACUGUUGUUUGAUAAUUAAUAUUUUUCGAUUUAAAUAUUUCUCGAUUAAAUAUAUAAGAGACCGGAUUAAAUUUUUUGUAAAAUCGAAAUAUUCGAAUAAUUAUGAUAUCCUCGAUAAAAAUAGAUAAUUAUAUUCUAAAAAUUUAUUAUUAUUAUUACUAAAUUCUUAUCUUCUUUUAAAUUUUCGAAUAAAUAUUAUUAUAAUAUCGUUUGUAAGAAUUCUAUUUUAUUGCUUGUUGUUAAAACAUUCAAUUAUUCAGAAUGUUAAAAAUAUCAUCAAUAGAUAAGAAUGGAAAAUUUAUCACAGUUACCAUCAUACGAGAAACAAAAACUAUAAUACCGAUUAUUUGAAAUUAUUACAUUCCUAGACGAGGAAUUGAAUAUCUAUUAUUCCAUAUAACUCUCGUCAUUAGAAAGAGAGUUUUCAUUAUGAAUCCUGAUGUUGAUAUAAAUCAUAGAUAUAAAAUAAAUUUAUUAUCAUUUUAUAGAACUUUAUCUCAUGUAUUCUGAAAUACCGACUUU